CCCCCACCCACCCACCCGCACCCCCCAUGUGAUCGCAUCAAACGUUUCUAAGUGUUGAGCUUCAGGGAAGCCCUGGAGUUGUUGGUUACAUCUCUGCUCGCCUCUAUAAAGCGAGGCGCGCGGAGCAGCCUCGGCACGACGGUUCACGGUGAGCGAGACGGAGCGACGCACCAGCAGCGAAUGGGAAGCCGCUCAAACGUUAAUUUUAUUUCAGCUGCCAAUUACUUGGGCAUGCCCUUUUUUUCUCACGAUGCUGACCACAGGUUCAUGGAAAGGCAAUCUGAAGUGGGAAUUGCAGCACCGCUCCUAAGAUCGAGGCACUCGAGAAGAACGGACAUACAAGAGACGCUCUUUGCUGGAGGAGGAGGAGAGGUGUAGGAAGGAAGACGAUGAGGAGGAGAGAAGGAGGAGGAGGAACCAUGUGGUUGGUCAGCAUCUUGUUGUAUCUCCUGGUGACACUACGAGGCCAUGGGGCCACGUUUAGGCCCCGAGAAGACAGCUUCGUCACCGUGCCUGCACUGGACUCCUCCGGCUGCUUGAUUACGGCGCGUCACGCCUCCUGCCGGCACCAGGGCCUCUCCGCCGUGCCCUCCUCGCUGCCCGGCGACACGCUCCAGCUGGACGUGUCCGACAACACCAUCGCGUCGCUCUCCGCCGGCCCGCUGGGCCGCUACGCCUCUCUGGUCGUGCUCACGGCACGGAGGAACGGCCUCGACGCCGUGGCCGACGACUCCUUCUCAGGCCUCCGGGACUUGGAGCGGCUGGACCUGUCGGAGAACCGGCUGGGCGCGCGGGCGGACGGCGGCGUCGCCGCUCGGUCGCUGGCGCGGGCGCUGUCGUGGCCGCCCGGCCUGCUGCACCUCGACCUGUCGCGCAACGGCCUGCGGGACGCGGCCCUCGAGGGCCUCCUGGCCGAGCUCAACAGCUCGUCGCUGGCGUCGCUGUCGCUCGCAGGGAACUCGCUGCGGUCGCUGGCGCCGCGCGCCUUCGCGUCGCUGCCCUCGCUGGCGCACCUCGACCUGGAGUUCAACGCCAUCCACAGCGUCGCACCCGGGGCGUUCGGCUCGGGCCUCUCGCGCCUUGAGAGCCUCUCGCUCGCCUACAACUCGCUGGUGUGCAUCUCGGCCUUCGGCCUGCCCGGCCUGCGCCGCCUCAACCUGAGCAGCAACGCCAUCGAGCACUUCGACAGCGACGACUCGCUGGGCCCCUACCGCCUCGAGUCGCUCGACCUGAGCCACAACAGGCUGCUCACCUUCCCGCGCCUGCCCAGGGACAACGUGUUGCUGCACCUCGACGCCUCGCACAACCGCAUCGCGUUCCACUCACCCGCCGAGGCUCUUGAGUUCCGCUUGGAGGUCGACGGCGAUGGCGGCGGCGACCCGCCCCGCGACAUUCUGGCCGGGCGUUUCCUCGACGUGUCCGACGACGACCUGUCCGGCUCGACGUUCGUCAGCCUCGCCAGCCUGCGGACGCUCGACCUCAGCCACAACGCCGUGGCGCGCCUGCCCCACCGCCUGCUGGCCUCCACGCCCGCCCUGACCGCUCUCGGCCUGAGCAACAACUGCCUGCGGGACCUCGACGAGGUCUUCAACUGCACGCUGCGCCGCCUGGAGACGCUCGACCUGAGCCACAACUCUCUGGAGUCGCUGGGCGGGCGGCGGUCCGACACCAACGCGGCGAGGAGGGCCUCCCCGUGGCCCCUGUGGGCGAGCAUGGGGCCCUCGCUGCGGCGGCUCAGCCUGCGGGACAACGAGCUCACCCGCCUGCCGCCCUCCUUCUUCCAGGAGCUGCGGGCGGUCGAGGAGCUCGACCUGAGCCAGAACGCCGUGACGGCCGUGUGCGGGGCCGGGCCGGCCGGCAAUCGCUCCGGGGGGGGCGGCAGGAGCCGGAGCGGCGGGAGCCGGAGCGGUCGCAGGAAGCGGCACACCGGCGGCGGUGGUGGCAGUGGUGGUAGCAGCGGCGGUGGCGGUAGAUUCGGCCACGGCAGGAGAAGCGAGGAUUGCGUCCGAUUCACGGGCGCCGCCUCUUUGCGGCACUUGGAUCUCAGCGAGUGCCGGCUCCGAGCGAUCGGAGCCGGCGCGUUCCAAGGCACGGUGCUGACGCACCUCAACCUGUCAUCGAACCCGGACAUGGGAGCCCCGGACGCGCCGUCGGGCGCCGGCCUGCCGGGGACGCUCCUGCGGGGCCUGGAGCACACGCUAGAGGUGCUGGACCUGGGCGGCUCCGCGCUGUGGCGCUGGUGGCACGCCGUCGACUUCCCGUCGCUGCGCAAGCUGCGGCGGCUCGACGCGCCCGCCAACAACCUGAGCGCCGUGCCGCCCGGCGUCUUCGCCACGGCCUGCCAGAGGCUCGACGUGCGGGACAACGCGCUGGCGCUCCUGCCGGUGGACGGGCUGGCCGCUCUGUCGGCCACCCUGCUCGCGCUGCACGUGAGCGGCAACCCGUUCGACUGCUGCGCCGUCGACGGCUGGCUCGGGGCGCUGGACGCGUCGCGCGUCGACGUUGCGGACCGCGGCGACGCCACGUGCGUCGCUAGGCCCCCGCCGAUGGACUCACGGAUCGACGGCGCGGCGGCGGCGGCGGCGGCACCGUCCAUCGUCCCCCUCCUCAACGCCACCGCCCAGGGGUGCCCCCCGUGGAGCGUGGUGGAGGUGGAGGAAGCCGGCCGGAGCCCCGUGGCCACGCUGGUGAUCGUGUCGACGAUCGUCGUCACGGUGCUGGGCUUCGGAGUGCUGCUGCUGGUCAAGCCCAACUUGAUGCCUUUCUUGUAGCGUCGGUCGGCGAGGCUGCCAUCUCGCCGCGCGAUCCAGCCGGGCCGGCCGUGGGGGAUUCCACACUCGCACGUUGGGGAGCGUGCCGCUGUCCCUAAGACGUCGGGCCGCGGAUUUUCAGCCCGGUUGGUGAAGGCACCAUCGGCAGGGCCGCCCAUCCGGUGAUGGCGACACGACAGCGCCGAACAGCUGCCAAUACAAGAAGUGGUGGAGACUUUAAAUGGCACAAUCGUCGUCGUCCAGUGAAACGAGAACUAUUCUGCAAUGAGAUUUCACACCACCGUAGCGUGGGCACCCAUCUCUGUUGGUAGCCCUGGUGGGAAAUUCCACAUUCCCAUGGCAGAGGCCAGUCUCAUUCGUUGGACACCCGCUGUUGACCGACCAAGUUGUGGCUUCAAAGCCAUGAACCACGCGUGUGUAUUUAAUAUUUGUACAUACGGUGUGCGCGCUCGCCUCUGUAGGCCAAAGCUCAAGACUACGAGGGCAUGGAGAAAUAACUCCAAUGACACUAAUUAAUUCAUGUAAGCUUUUUAUAAAAUAUUUCCACAUGUGCAUGUAAUUUAAGAAUGCUUUGUAAUAAUGUGACGCCCGUUGGCAACCCUACUGUUGGAUUAGAUCCUCCCCCUCAAGCUGUGGUGGAGGUUGUUUGACCAUACUUCACCUUCGUGACGCACAGGAGCAGGAAUUCCCAAAGGACAGUUAGCUUGCCAUGGGCUGGGAACUCUGGUGGGUGGCUUCAGGUUCGUUAGCUACCACGCACUUGCUCCACCAUGCCUCCCCAAUACGUAUACAGUAUUAAGAGAAAAAGAUGGGCAAUUAAUGGUUAGGGUUAGCGAUCGGUAAUUGCUGAAAUGUAUUUAUUAUAAUAAUUUACUCCUUAAUUCUGGCCACAAAUGUCUACUCAUGCAUUUGUUUUUGUUGUAUCACAGAGGAAGCUGUUAACUUCACAGUUCCGACAUUGUGUUGUUGCAUUAACUGCCUGCGUGCACGCGCGGCUGUCGUGUGUUCAAUCACUCACCUAAGCCAACUGACGGCCAUCGUCAUCGUCAUCACUACCAUCAACCAGUGUCUAUCCACUGCUGGCUCGCCGUCGACCCGUGACACUACUGCCCAUCUCGCUCCCGCAAAAAAAUUCGGGCAUCUCGUCACUCCAUCUCCGUGGCGGGAACGCACGUCCCAUCCCUCUUCGCUGCUUUGCUCUACAGUCGAACCCCUCUUGACGACCAGCCCUACUAACGACGAAUCACUUCACGACGGGCCUCCAUAGACCCCAAUGUAUACUCUUUGGCUCUUUCGGUAAAGUCACGUGGGUAUAAAAUAAAAUAAAUCACAACGUUACGAUCGCAACACAAGAUGGUCGUCCUCGGGCGGAAAAAAUAUAUUAUGUUUUAUUUUCUACCCACGUGACUUUACCGAAAGAACCAAAGAGUAUGGAUUCCUGCAGUUACAAAAGCUUCAAAUCAAGAUCGAACCCAAUGUGUUCACUUAUCGACCAUUCCCCUGUUAACGACAGGCAGUUUUAGGUACAGUGCAUAUUAAUUCAUGCAUUGGUUAACCAUGUUUAUUUAAUAGUAUGUGUUUAUAAUGUUGUUAGUGUCUUUAUGUAUUAAUAUCCAUUGUUUAAAUAUUAUAAAGUACCUUUUUUUGGGUGAAAAAGGGUAAUGUUCGAUGCUGUCGGAACGAAUCAAGCCGACGACGUCUCUGUCCGAUACUCGCUUAACGACCAAAUCACUUAAGGACCAGUUUCGUGGAACCAAGUAGCGUCGUUCAGAGGGGUUCCACUGCAGAUCCCUUCACGAGACUCAUCCAUCCAUCCGCCUCCCAUCGCUUGUUUGUUUUGUAGCCGCGACGUCCCCUGGACCCCGAGCAUACUCUGGCCGUCCGAGGCAGUCAGCAUAACGAAGGCUUUGAUUUGUUUAACAGGCAGUAGUAGUAGUAGCACGAGGAGGCUUUCGCGAUCAAUAUUGUCCAUCGUAGAGGUUUUUUGGGUGAGAUCGCGUAAAUAUAAAUGUGUCGUUAAACCCGCCACCACCCGACACGGUCAAUUUACGCGCUAUAACCCGAAAGAACACCGCUAUUAUGGGUGAUAUUGGUCGCGAAAUCCUGUGAUGGAGUAAGGUUUGUCGCAUAAGCAAAACGUGCCAAUCCCUUACUAGUAGAGCACGUCGGCUGUGUGUUGGGGAGUAAACCCGCAAUUGUGAUGUCGUGGGUUUACUCUCCAACACACCGGUGUGCUGAAGCAGUAACAAAUUGGGAUUCUAUUCCAUUUUGGAUUCAUAAGGCGCCUUUCGUCAAGGCGCUUGACAACGCUUGCCAACCACGGUAGAAAAAAAUGGCAAAAAUAAGUGAAGGAUGGGUGGGGUAAGUACGGCCGUCAGUAAUCGGGGUUGGAAAAGGAAUGAGAUGUCGUGACAGAGGAAGGAGGCGAUGGAGCACGUUUUGAUUUUACGUGACAAACCUCACUAAUUGGCGUGUUCGACGGCACGCAUUCAUAUUCGCGAGAUCUGACCCAGGAAGAACAGCUCUAUUGAGACAUUAAUUUGUGAUAAUUGGUUUUUUACCCUCUUAUCUGGCAACAAAACUGACACCUUUUUUUACGAGGAGUCAUGGUUGCAUAGACCACAAUACCUGCAGUCAUAAUGCAAACUAAAAACAUAACUCUGAUAAUGUAUGCACUGUCCUUGAAGUUGAUUGGUCCACACCCGAGACAGCUUUCCUUAGAGCCUAGUCUUGUUGCCAGAUAAGAAGGUAAAACACCAAUUAUCAUAUUUUUUACUGGCAAAUGAGGUACCAAUGGUGUAAACAUUCAUUUGUUUUUUGGCUUCCACCCGAAUCCACGUGGCAAUUUCCUCCUUUCUCCGGCAAAGCGCCAUCGCGAAGUUCGCGCAGCGAGCCCCAAGCGAGGUGAAGGCGGCGGUGUUGGAGCUUUAACUAAACAGUUUACAAUAGUGUUAGCGACGACGGCGCGCAGGUUGAAGGAACUCGUGAAUGUCUUCGGUUAGAAGAAGCUAACGCACCUCUUUGCGUGUUUGUAAUGUAUACGUGUGUCCGGCCGGAGAUCAUCUCCCAGGGAGAGCUUUCCACCGAUUUCAACUAGCGAUAUGUAGCAUACGCAAGCGAGGUCAAGGUGCUCCAACAGAAAUCCAUAUUCUUUGGAUCUUUCGGUAAAGUCACGUAGGUAGAAAUUAAGUAAAACAAAUCGACGCCGUUUCGAUCGCAACACAAGCAAUCUUCAUCAGCAUUGUCUCGCCGUGGGUGUCCCACCCGAUGAAGAUUGUUUGUGUUGCGAUCGAAACGUCGUGAUUUGUUUUACUUUAUUUUAUUUCUACCGACGUGACUUUACCGAAAAAACAAAACUGUUUGUUUCCAACAGCUUUAACAUGACACGUGCACCGUUUUGUUUUUAGAAGUCGUACAAACGUAUAGCUGCAACGUUGCCCAAGUCGAUUUUGUUUUUGCAAAGGUUACAUUUUUCCUCGCAGAUAUACAUUUUUAAACGUAGAGAUGCUAAAUUUUGCGUAACCGCAAUAUGAUUAUUGUAUCGUUAUGAUGAAGGACGCAAUCAUUGUCAUUGUUUUAUUGUGUAAUUUAAAUGCAUCAAGUUAUUGUCAUAAAAAC
Messenger RNA from Lethenteron reissneri (Far Eastern brook lamprey), 6389 nucleotides. RefSeq names its product leucine rich repeat containing 32 (gene LRRC32). Gene Ontology annotation, cellular component: extracellular matrix. Gene Ontology annotation, molecular function: protein binding. The record is from RefSeq and is a predicted model, not a curated record. NCBI's taxonomy places the organism in Eukaryota, Metazoa, Chordata, Hyperoartia, Petromyzontiformes, Petromyzontidae.